Molecule: messenger RNA, 909 nt
Organism: Asterias rubens (European starfish)
Lineage: Eukaryota; Metazoa; Echinodermata; Asteroidea; Forcipulatida; Asteriidae
Product: normal mucosa of esophagus-specific gene 1 protein-like
Exons: 5
Coding region: 223-510 (95 amino acids)
Source: RefSeq, a predicted model, not a curated record
UUACCAUUAAGGACACAAGAAGCCGGCCGGCGAAAUUACAAUAAAACCGGCGUCUGUUACCCAGAGUAGCCACACUUGAGAAUUCUGUCACCGUUGAAAUGCGGAUGAAACAACAACUGAGCAAUCGUACAUAGCAUAGAGUAUCACUAUAUCACUAUUAGAAAGUGGAACCAGUGCGUUGUCAAUUAAUCACCCAGCAGUUAAUUUCCAUUGAAAUAAAAAAUGGGUCACGGUGUAGGAGGAAGAGGAAUAAUAGCCAGACUUGGGAAAGCUAAUUUUGAGUUGGCCCCUCUCGUAGUAGUAACCGGCGUGGUCUGCGUCAUGGCAACCGGCUUUGGAACCUACAGUAUCUUGAAGAAGCCCGAUGUAGCCUUGUUCAAGGAAUCAAAUCCAAGACCGUGGGAAAAAAUCGAUCCCGAAAAACGACAAAAGCUCUUAACCUUGCACCAGGAGUACAAAGUCAACCCAGCAAUUGAAAAGCUGAAAAGGGAGAUCGGAUCUGCAAAGUAGGCGGGAAAAACAACAUCUGAAAAUAAAUAAGGCCACCAUAAUCUUUCAUUAUGCUAUAUCUAUUGCACACAUUAUAUUUUACCCAUACAAUGUGUAUUGUUUAUAGACUUUCUUUGGUUGUGGCGGUUGUGGCGAAAGGAGUGUCCGCAAUUGGAGGCCAUUGCACACUUGGGCAUGUCUACGUAUUUAAACCGAGGACUUUAACAAAGGAGAUCCAAGAAAUAAUGUGUACCGAGGUCUUCUUUUGCAUUGGGUUUCGUGUACAAACCCAAUGGGAUUUUGGACAAAAAAAAAAAAAAAAAAAAAAAAAAAAAAAAAACAUAAAAAACAACAACAACAAGAAACCAACAAACUAUGGGUUUCCAAAACCUGGACCCCACAAGGGAAUUCUUUAGGAAA